AUUUGUGUACCUCUGUGUAUUUUUAUGUUCAAAUUGAGUUUUCCAUAGACAGCCUUGUACCGUUCACUCUGUACAUACCUGUAUAGAGUACAUUCUUUUUACUUUUUAAAAUUUAGAAUAUAUGCAAAGAAUAUGUCUUUUUGUUUUUAGGAAGCAUCGAGAAACUUUUAAGUAUCUCAUAUCUUAAGCUUUGCCCCCCUGCACACACACGCACACACACACACACACACACACACACACACACAUGCACACACACACUCUCUCUUCCCUGAUUAGCUUAUUUCUCUCUUGAAAUCUGUUCUCAUCUUGAGCCAUCCCAGCCUAUUCCAUCCAUUAUUUCUGGCUUCUCAUUUAUAGACGGAGGCCCUGAGGCUCUAGUGUACUUCUUAACAUUGCAACCCAAUAUUGUUACAAAGUAGCUUAAAAUAAUCACCAACAAUUUCAAUGUAUUAAGCAAAUUUACUAUUUUGUUUUGGUUUGUUCAGCACAUGAGACUAGUGGUAACUUUGAAAUUUUUGGGUUCAUGGUAAGGUUCACCCACGUCCCUUCCUUUCUUCUUAAUUGAAAUUUUUUUUUGUAUACUGUGCUCUGAUCAUGGUUUCCCUUUGCCUUAACUUCUCCCAGAUCCUCCCCACCUCCGUACUCCAUCUACUCCAUACAGUUCUCUUUCUCUUUCCCUCCCUCCCUUCCCCCACCCCUGCUCCCCCACAACUUUCUUAAACUCUGAUUUCUUGGAGAUCAUAUUCAUGCCUCCUAUUAUUGUUCAUAGUUAAAAUAGCUUAUUUCAGGUAUUUUUCCAGUUUUCUAGGUCUUCUUUGAAGUAGCAAGACAGUCAGUGGCGAGAUCCAAUCCUGGUUAUUGCAUUGUGCUCCUGUGUUCCCUGCUCUGGGGACCUUAACUGAUGUAGCCAUUUUUAAGCUGAGCUUCGCAUUUAACCUUUAAUGCCAAACAGUUACACUUAUGGCUACAUAUUGUUAAGAAUCGCUUAUGCGUGGGUACCCAGAGACAUAGACAAGAGAGUGCACAGCAGUAUUGUGUGCAGUAGCCCCAAACUGGGAAGAUCCAAGUGGCCACUUUAGUAAGUUGAUGGUGGCAUGUUAAUGCUGGAUCAUCUUACAUCAAUAGGAGUGAAUUAAUUGUAGCUUCUUACAUCAUCUUGUAAGUUUAACAUGAAGCAAAACAAAGGUUACAUAUAUAUAACGUGAUUUGACACCAGAUUGAAACAACUAGUUCUAAGGUUGCACAUAUAAGGGAUGGAUGACACUGUAAAGAAAAGCAAAACCAGUUAUUCUUAAUAGGAGGAAGCUUUCUUCAGUGUGGGAAUAGUAUCUAUUGGGGGCAGUAUGAUGGGGUGCCGGCAGUGUGCUUUCAUGGCUUUGGUGAUAAUUUUGUGUAGUUCACUUAAUACUUACGCUGUACACUGUUUAAAAGAAGCAGUCAAGGCCAGAUAUGGAAUACAUUCCUGUAGUUCUGGCACUUCAGAGGUGGAGACAGGAGGAUCAGAAAAUACAUUAUUAGAUUUUUUUUUUCCAUACUGCUCAGAGGACAGUUUCAGGAAGAAAAUUCUAAAGUAUUUCAAAGUGAUGUAAUAGCUAAUCACCAAGGAAACUAUAUUGAAGGUGGUAAGUACUGCUGGUUUUUAAAUCAUCUUUAAGUUGUACGUAAGUACCUCUUACUUUGCUUAACAGUAAUUCAGGAAUUUACCCUCUCCUUCACUGUUGCUUCAGUCUUUGAGCAGUGAGUGCAGGCCCUCCUAUAUGCUGGGUAAGAACUCUUUAUCACUGACGUAUACCCCCAGCCUGCUCUCAGUGCCCCUUUCUAGCAAGAGCAAUGCGUUUAUCGACAUUGAAUACUUUAUUUCCACUUGGAAGUUUGAGCAGUUUAAGAGACUGAUUUGAUUGGUUAUCAUACUAAUGAAUUACAGUUUUACCAUCAUUGAACUUAAAUUUUAGGGUUUUUUUUUAAUUUUAGAAUAUAUGCAAAUAGUAUCUAUUUUUAGGAAGCCUUGAGAAACUUAGUGUCUGGAAUCUUCAGCUGAUAUGAGUCCCUCUCUCAAAUAAAGUUAGAUAUUUGCUUUGGAGGCAUUUAAGUGACUCAAUGAGCCUCAUUUGUACUGGAGAUUUUAACCCAUUUCCAACCUCUCUCCUGAUGUUUGUGUGUACUUGAUAUUUUAAUGAAGUUGUUGACAAUUAUCAAGUGUGCCACCACCGCCCAGCUUCUUCUGAUUGUUAACUUGACUACACCUGUAAUCAACUAAAACCCAAGCAGCUGGUCAUUGCUGUGAAAGAUUUUUUUUAAUUGUUAAUGACUUAUUUCUUUUUAUUUUAUGCACACUGGUGUUUUGCUUGCUUGUAUGUCUGGUGAGAGAUUUGUCAGGUCCCUUGGAACUGGAAUUACUAGGCCUGAUGGGAUUCCUUCCAUGAACUCUGUGGUCACUAUCUGUUGCUGAAGAGUAUUUUUUAGGGUGUGCUCACAACCCUGAAAACAAGAUCCUAGUAAUGUUCUUACAAUGUCAAUAGCCAUGACCCUCUACUACGACAACUACCAAGGCAUGUCAUGCCUUUUCAGAUAACAUAUUCCACGACAUUUAUAAUUUGCGAUUUUCUAAUAGUAAACAUCUAAGAUAAACUCUCUAAGAUACUCUCUAAGAGUUUAAAGCAUAGGUAUUGUUGAUAGUAUUGAAUAAUUGACAUAAUUAUGACGUUGAUUCUUUUAUAUGCUUUGUCAAUUGCUCUUACUCUUCAGUGCAGGAAUCACAGCCAUGGCUCGCACGGUCCGGGAUUUGGUCGACAUGGCAUCUGUACUCACGAAAACAAAGAACUUUCGAAGACAAAAGAAAUUCUUCCUCUUAUAGAGGACUCCAGUAACUGUGACAUUGUCAAAGCUACACAAUAUGGAAUUUUUGAACGAUGUAAAGAGUUGGUAGAAGCAGGAUACGAUGUCAGACAACCAGACAGAGAAAAUGUGUCUCUACUUCACUGGGCUGCCAUUAACAACAGACUGGAGCUUGUAAAGUUUUAUAUUUCCAAAGGUGCUGUGAUAGAUCAGUUGGGUGGUGAUUUAAAUUCAACUCCUCUUCACUGGGCCAUCCGACAAGGGCAUUUGCCUAUGGUAAUAUUAUUACUCCAGCAUGGUGCAGACCCCACUCUGAUUGAUGGAGAGGGAUUCAGCAGCAUUCAUCUGGCAGUCCUGUUUCAGCACAUGCCUAUCAUAGCUUAUCUCAUCUCGAAGGGACAGAGUGUGAAUAUGACAGAUGUCAAUGGCCAGACGCCUCUCAUGCUAUCAGCUUACAAAGUAAUUGGGCCAGAACCGACUGGAUUUCUUUUGAAGUUUAAUCCCUCUCUCAGUGCUGUUGACAAAACACAUCAGAACACUCCACUUCACUGGGCAGUUGCAGCAGGAAAUGUCAGUGCAGUUGAUAAGCUGUUGGAGGCUGGUUCUAGCCUGGACAUCCGAAACGCUAAGGGAGAAACACCUCUUGAUAUGGCUGUACAAAAUAAAAACCAGCUUAUUAUUCACAUGCUAAAAACAGAAGCCAAGAUGAGAGCCAACAAAAAGUUUAGGCUUUGGAGAUGGCUACAGAAAUGUGAGCUCUUCCUGCUGCUGCUACUCUCUGUGAUCACCCUGUGGGCUGUUGGAUACAUCCUGGACUUCAAUUCAGACUCUUGGCUUUUGAAAGGAUGUCUUCUAGUAGCAUUGUUUUUUCUGACAUCUUUAUUUCCAAGGUUUUUGGUUGGCUAUAAGAACCUUGUGUACUUACCAACGGUCUUUCUGCUGAGCUCCAUUUUCUGGAUAUUUAUGACUUGGUUCAUCUUAUUCUUUCCUGAUGUAGCAGGCAGCCCUUUCUACUUUAUUUUCAUUUUCAGCAUCAUAGCCUUUCUCUAUUUUUUCUACAAGACGUGGGCAACUGAUCCAGGCUUCACUAAGGCUUCUGAGGAAGAAAGGAAAGUGAAUAUUGUCACCCUUGCAGAGACUGGCUGUCUGGACUUCAGAACAUUUUGCACAUCAUGUCUUAUAAGGAAGCCUUUAAGGUCACUCCAUUGCCAUGUGUGCAACUCUUGUGUGGCUCGAUUCGAUCAGCACUGCUUCUGGACUGGACGCUGCAUAGGUUUUGGCAACCACCACCAUUACCUCUUCUUCUUGCUUUCCCUCUCCAUGGUGUGUGACUGGAUCAUAUAUGGCUCUUUCGUCUACUGGUCAAAUCAUUGUGCCACAACAUUCAAGGAAGAUGGACUAUGGACCUACCUCAGUCAGAUAGUGGCCUGCUCUCCCUGGGUUUUGUAUAUCUUCAUGCUAGCAGCUUUCCAUUUCUCAUGGUCAACAUUUUUAUUAAUAAAUCAGCUCUUUCAGAUUGCAUUUCUGGGCCUAACCUCCCAUGAGAGAAUCAGCCUGUUAAAGCAGAGCAGGCACAUGAAGCAGACAUUGUCCCUCAGGAAGACACCAUAUAACCUUGGAUUCACACAGAACCUGGCAGAUUUCUUUCAAUGUGGCUGCUUUGGCUUAGUGAAGCCCUGCAUCAUAGAUUGGACCUCCCAGUACUCCAUGGUUUUCCACCCAGCCAAAGAGAAAGUUCUUCGCUCCGUGUGAAGAAAAGCACCUCAAAACUCACUCUGACUUGUUUUUGUUUGUUGGUGCUGUGAGGUCUGAAAGUGAAGUAAGAUGUGGAGCUUACCACAGUUCAAAACUGUGGCAACUCAGUCCUCAGCAAGUGUGCACCCCCUGUCAGACCUAGAGAGAGAGCCUGUUAUUGAGAAGUCUGACAGGAUCCUUAACAAACUUCCAUAUUUUCCCCACGAACAUGAGUUACUUUUUAAAAAACAUAAUAGUCACUGAUUAUGGAUAAAAUAGAAUAUUUUCAGAUUCUAUAUUGGCUUUUUAAAAAUAGUACUCUUGAAACAUGUAAUUUUUGAUAAGUUAUUUGUCUGUAUUGUAUCUAUAAAUAUGUAAAGAGUAUUUAAAUAGAUGUGCCUGUUUUGCUUUCACACUUAAUAAAAACUCUUUUUUUAUACUUGA
Mesocricetus auratus (golden hamster) is the source of this 5013-nucleotide messenger RNA. RefSeq names its product zinc finger DHHC-type palmitoyltransferase 13 (gene Zdhhc13). Gene Ontology annotation, biological process: protein palmitoylation. The transcript is spliced from 16 exons. Gene Ontology annotation, cellular component: Golgi membrane. Lineage: Eukaryota; Metazoa; Chordata; Mammalia; Rodentia; Cricetidae. Gene Ontology annotation, molecular function: protein binding; palmitoyltransferase activity. Bases 2698 to 4587 code for a protein of 629 amino acids. The record is from RefSeq and is a predicted model, not a curated record.